Messenger RNA from Dreissena polymorpha, 3104 nucleotides. RefSeq lists its product as uncharacterized. Lineage: Eukaryota; Metazoa; Mollusca; Bivalvia; Myida; Dreissenidae. The record is from RefSeq and is a predicted model, not a curated record. Gene Ontology annotation, cellular component: plasma membrane. The transcript has 15 exons. Gene Ontology annotation, molecular function: ATP hydrolysis activity; ABC-type transporter activity; ATP binding. The coding region runs from base 131 to 2020 and encodes 629 amino acids.
UCUAGCCUAAAAAACAACAACAACACGCAAUGGAUCCGACGAUGAGCAGAGAGUGUUGAAUAAUUGUGAAUUAAGAGGAAGGUUGUUCACGAGAGCCACAGUUUGAUAGGAAAGAAGCCUAUGGAUAACCAUGAAGACAAACAAAUCUGAUAGAUUAGGAUUACAGUUCAGAGAUGUGAAUGUGAAGGUGGAAGUCAACCACAUCCUCAAGAAUGUAUUUGGUGGAGUGGAGCCUGGACAGUUCAUGGCCGUCAUGGGUCCAAGUGGGGCAGGAAAGACAACUCUGAUGAAUUGUCUGGCUGGGAGAUCCCCAGUUACCUCAGGGGAGAUAACAAUUGGAGGCCUGAAACUGACAAAAGAUUUGCGACGACGUGUUUGCUAUGUGCUGCAGGAGGAUGCAUUCUUUCCAAAGCUGACAUUGCAGGAAACGCUGUGGUUUGUUGCGAUGAUUAGACUUCCAGAAGAUAUACCUGAACAAGAGAAGCUGAAAAAACUUGAUUCUCUCAUUGAUGACUUGGAUCUUCGGAAAUGCCUUAGUACUCCCAUGGGAGGUAUGUGGUUACCUGGAUUGUCUGGUGGGGAAAUAAAGCGAGCCAGCAUCGCCUGUGAGCUGAUCACAGAUCCCAACAUUAUAUUACUAGAUGAGCCCACGUCUGGUCUGGACUAUAAGACUGCUUACAGUCUAAUACGGCUACUGAAGACGUACGCCAGUCGCCACCAGAAAACAGUCGUAGCAACCAUCCACCAGCCUUCCAGCCAGAUGUUCUUCCAGUUUGACUUGUUGCUCCUAAUGUCUGGAGGAGAAACUCUGUUUUAUGGCCCCCCAAGAGAGAUAGGAAGUUUCUUCAGCACUGCCGGUUUCCCUAUUGCUCACCAUUACAAUCCUGCAGAUUUCAUGUUAGAAAAAGUGAAGGAGACAGCUGAAGUCAAAGAAAAGCUUGUCCAAGUCUCCUAUGACACCAGGACGAUUUUCACGCCAGAUGGUCAAGACUUAGAUCAUAGAACAGUGAGAACAUGGAACAGGUUGCUAUGGAAACCCAAGACCUCAACAUUCACAGAAACUAACAAUGAUACUACAGACGUAGAAGCCAAUUUAGUUGAAAGCAAAGCUACAUCAAAAUCUCACAGCGGACCAAAAUGGGCGACAGGAUUUGCAACUCAGUACAAGAUUCUCACGCAGCGGGCAUUCAAGUUGUCUCGCUCCAACAUGUUGGACAAGUUCCGACUGUUUGAGACAGCUUUUCUGUGUGCUAUGCUGAGUCUGAUAUGGUUUCAACUCCAGCGAAGUGAGGAGACAUUAUCAGACCGGAUGGGACUGAUUUAUUACAUAUCGAUGCACUGGGGGUUUACACCACUAUUUAAUGCCAUUACAUCCUUUCCAGCAGAGAGAGUGGUUAUAUACAAGGAGCGUUCAUCCAGCUGGUAUCGUCUCUCUGCGUACUACCUAGCCAAGAUGACGUGCGACCUCCCCUCAAUUCUCGUAGAGCCUUUACUCUUCCUUACUGUUGUCUACUGGGUCACAGGGCUUAACAAUGUUGUCUCUUUCUUUGCCACCAUAGGGACCAUUUUUGUGCAUACCAUUGUUGGCCAGAGUAUAGGUUUGUGUAUUGGGAUAUACGCAAUGGACAUGAGUCGUGGCAUUUCCUUGGGAACUAUCUGCAUUAUGUUCAUCAUGCUCAUAGGUGGUUUUUACGCUCGCCAUCUACCGUUCUGGCUAGAGUGGGCCAAGUACCUGGCAUUCUUGCAUUACACAUUCCACGCUCUGAUGUACUUGGAGUUCUAUCAGGCUGCUGACCUGCAGUGCUCCCAGUUAACCAAUUCAACCAAGUCCCAUUUUGACUCAUGUAACCAUAGCAACCAGACUACCUUGGCAACCUUUCCAGCACAUGAUGCCUUGAGAUACUACAACAUCAACCAGCCUUUCUGGCAGUAUUUCCUGCCCCUCCUGGCAUUCUUUGGAUUCUUUCGUGUGCUUGGUUACAUGUUGUUAAGGUUUUAUCAAAAGCCCAACAAAAUGUGAGAUUUUUAUAAAGUAACGUUGAAAAUUACAAAUAUCUCAUUCUUUUUAUGCCCCCUUUCGAAGAAAAGGGGGUAUAAAGUUUUCGCACUGUCCAUCUGUCUGUCUGUCUGUAAGUCUGUCUGUCACACUUUUUGUGUCCGCUCUCUAAUUCAAAUAGUUUUCAUCCGAUCUUUACGAAACUUGGUCAGAAGUUGUAUCUAGACAAUAUCUAGGUCAAGUUCGAAUAUGGGUCAUGCGGGGUCAAAAACUAGGUCACGGGGUCGAAAAAACAAAUCCAAGUGAAGUAAUAAGCUUUAAAUGGACAUAAUUAUCUGAUCUGCCAAAUUAUAUAUUUUUGUUAAAUAAAUCAAAGCGGCGCAUUAGGCGGCAUUGUGUUUCUGACAAACACAUCGUGGUAAAAGGUCAAGUUUAUCGUUCAAGGUCUAAGGUCAAAAGUACAAAUCCAAGGGAAGUUAUAAGCUUUAAAGGGAGAUAAUUAUUCAAUAUUGAACAUAGCAACUUGAUAUUUGUCAUGCAUGUGUAUUUCAUGGAGCUCCACAUUUUGAGUGGUGAAUCUACAGUCACGAGUGGCUUUUAAUUAUUUGCUACUAAAAUAGAGAUUGUUAGAGACAAUUAUUUUCAAGGGAAGUAAUUAAUAUAAUUAUAAAUCUCAGAUUAUAUAUAUUUCCUUACCAAGAAUAUAAGUUCUUUUCACAGUUACUGUACAGACUUUUUAUUUUAAUGAUUUAAAACUCAAAUGAUUGAUUUGUCAAAGGUUUUUAUAAAUGAUAUAAUUAUCAUUUCUUUCCUGUAAUAAUUUGUGAAUGGUAGGGUUCAUUAGAUACCUGUGGAUUUAUGUCCAUAGAUUCAUGAUGAACUCUGGCUAUGAUCUCUUUGAUAAACCACAGGCCUUGGUUGUCAGUGAUGUCUGCAGACCCCCCCCCCCCCCCCCAUCCGGUUGAAUUGGACAACAUCCAAGGGAAGUAAUAAGCUUUAAAGGGAGAUGAUUUCUAUACCUGCCAAAUGAUAAAUAAAUUUUUUAUUUCAAAGCAGCGCAGUAAGGGCAUUGUGUUUCUGACGAACACAUGUCUUGUUUACGUAUACA